CAGAUUCGGGAUCCUCAUGUACUUCUAGCCCUACCCAUCCCUCAUCCGGUAAGACCGGGAAGCAGGACAUCUGGACCGACGAAGCAGAAUUUGCAUUUCUUGCAGCCGAACUCUAUCUACCUCCCACAACAGCGAACAAAGUCAUGUUCAUGCAGAAACCAUGCGGGCGCAACGAAAUCAUCGCUCUAAUUAUCACCAUGGCGCUCGGAAAGCAUAUGACGCGAAAGCAAGUCUCCUCCCACCUUCAAGUGGUCCGACAGCGUAAGAAGAUGAAUGCCGAAGGUGAGUCCGAGACACGCUAGCCAAG
Molecule: messenger RNA, 307 nt
Organism: Filobasidium floriforme
Lineage: Eukaryota; Fungi; Basidiomycota; Tremellomycetes; Filobasidiales; Filobasidiaceae
Exons: 2
Coding region: 144-302 (52 amino acids)
Biological process (GO): regulation of transcription by RNA polymerase II
Cellular component (GO): transcription regulator complex
Molecular function (GO): DNA-binding transcription factor activity, RNA polymerase II-specific; RNA polymerase II cis-regulatory region sequence-specific DNA binding
Source: RefSeq, a predicted model, not a curated record